GUGGGGGCCGCCAUGGUGUGCGACAAGUGUGAGAAGAAACUCGGUACCGUAAUCACUCCCGAUACGUGGAAAGAUGGUGCAAGAAACACUACAGAAAGCGGUGGCCGCAAGUUAAAUGAAAACAAGGCUUUGACCUCAAAGAAGGCAAGGUUUGAUCCGUAUGGAAAGAACAAAUUUGCAAUAUGUCGGAUUUGUAAGAGUUCUGUCCAUCAGCCAGGGUCUCACUAUUGUCAAGGAUGUGCCUAUAAAAAAGGCAUCUGCUCAAUGUGUGGCAAGAAGGUCUUGGAUACGAAGAACUACAAGCAAACUUCUGUCUAAUACAAUUGACUAGUCUUUUUAUGAACUUUUAUGUCUUUAACUUCUGUACAGCAACUUUAAAAUAGUUUGUGAAUGUUAGUUUUGGAAAGAAAACACAUUUACUUGGAAUGAGAUGAGAGGUGGAGGCAGCCUGAUUGUUUGCCUAGAAAUGUACAUAAUAUUUGAUUUUUAUUGUUAUAGCAGUGAUGUUAACUGAUAUUUAAAGGUAGUGGUUUGCAGCAACUGAUACAGUUCAAAGUGAAUGAGAAGAUCCUACAGGAAAGGUUGAAACUGUAUUACCAUCAUCACACAGAUCUUUGAGAUUAACACUAUUAUUCUUUUGCUGUAUCUGGAGUCUUAUGCUUGUCUGAUUAUACAUCUAUAAAAUGUUAUUAAAUAGGAGCUUGUAUCACCUCAUUGAAGUAGUAUCUUCAUUUAGUUCUAUGCUUAGAGUUAUUUAUAAUGACUUUCACCCCAAACUAUUAUGUCUUCCCCUCUAAGUAUGGUGUUCUUCAGAUUUUAAUCAUCAGUUUUUAAUUCAUCAGUUGUCCUGAUGAGUUUGUUUCUGCCUCUAAUAGAGUUGGUUAAAUAAAAAAACUGUUAAACUACUGAAAUCUAGUGUGUUACUCUGCCAGUUCUUACUUUGGCAGUAAGACUGAU
Indicator indicator is the source of this 957-nucleotide messenger RNA. RefSeq names its product CXXC repeat containing interactor of PDZ3 domain (gene CRIPT). The record is from RefSeq and is a predicted model, not a curated record. Gene Ontology annotation, molecular function: PDZ domain binding; microtubule binding. Gene Ontology annotation, biological process: cytoplasmic microtubule organization. Bases 13 to 318 code for a protein of 101 amino acids. Gene Ontology annotation, cellular component: dendrite. The transcript has 5 exons. NCBI's taxonomy places the organism in Eukaryota, Metazoa, Chordata, Aves, Piciformes, Indicatoridae.